Heterostelium album PN500 is the source of this 2205-nucleotide messenger RNA. It is a transcript of the gene rnf10, whose product is annotated as RING zinc finger-containing protein. The transcript has 6 exons. The record is from RefSeq and is a predicted model, not a curated record. Gene Ontology annotation, biological process: positive regulation of transcription by RNA polymerase II. Lineage: Eukaryota; Evosea; Eumycetozoa; Acytosteliales; Acytosteliaceae. Gene Ontology annotation, molecular function: transcription cis-regulatory region binding. The coding region runs from base 1 to 2205 and encodes 734 amino acids.
AUGAAUAAAGAUUCACUGAUUAACAACAAUAAUGUAUCACCUCUUAUUGUAACCAAUAAUAAUAAUAAUAAUAUGAAUAGUAAUAUUAUCAACAACAGUGAUAUCAAAUCUACAAUGUUAUCUUCAUCUCCUUCCUCUUCACAAUCAUUAGUUGAUAGACAAAAGAAAAAUAACAAUCACCAUAAUAACAAUAAUAAUAAUAAUAAACAUAAAAAAGAAAAAAUAAAAACUAUAAUAAAACAACAACAACAACAGCAUCUAUAUACUUUACCGAAUGAUAUUCAAUAUAAUUCAGAGAUUGAACUUGCCAUUGCAAUGAGUAAGGUUGAAUUUGAGCAACAGCAACAACAAUCAAAUAAUAAUGAUAAAUCAUUGACGAGCUUGACAGCUUCUAUAGACAACACUGUUCAAAACAAAGUAACUGGUGGUAAAAAUAAGAAAAAGAAUCAUAUCGAUAUGACUCAUCUCGUUCAUUUCAAGCAUGAUAGACCACACUCGAACAGAGACUACAGAGGAAACACUGGCACCAAUAGUAACAACCAUCAUCACCAUCACAACUAUCAUAAUAGCAGUUCAUCUACAUCCUCUUCAUCGAGAAACAACAAUAAUCAUACUAGAAAGAGGUCAUCAACAUCCAACAGACCAACCAAUCCAAAUUCAUUCUUACAAGCAAAUUACUUGUUCAAAGUCAAUCCAUAUGGAAAUUAUAAAUCGAGUUUGUCAAAUCCAGAAUAUAUUGUAGCGUGGAAUAAGAUUGAAAUGGUUACUUAUCUAUCGAGAUCAUCAGAGUUUCUUUGUCCUAUUUGUUUUGAAUCUCCUAUUGCUCCUUUGUCACACUCUAACAAGUGUCCACUCUGUUUGAAACCGAUUGAAAAGUCAGAGUUGAAGAGUGUAACCAUUCUCAAGUCGGCAAAGUACAACGAUGGCGACACCAUUGAAUUCCAGCUGUUGAAGUAUCGCGAGGAAUCGACGGUGCCGUACCUCGCCAACCAAACCAUUCCAGAGCUGAUUUCAUUCCCACGCGAAGAUGAAGCCAAUGCAUUCUACUCGCGAUUCUCUAUUAUCUACGAGAUUGACGACAUUCUUGCAAAGGAGCGAGUGGAGAUCGCCACCGCCAAGGAGAUCGCCAUGAGCGAGGGUGAGUUUGAAACGGUGCGUUUCCUCGCCAACGCAGAGAAAGAUAUUGACGAGCGAGAAUCUCUCUUUAGGAAACUGGUCGAACAGAAGCGCAUUGAAAGCGACGGUCAGAUUGUGAUCUCAUCGAUUCCCAGAAGAAAUCCAGACCUCGAUUUCAAGACCUAUCAAUUCAGUAACAACAGCAACGUUAAAUCGGAUCUCCAGGAAUACUAUUCAACUGUUUUAAAUAGCAUUAAGUGGGAAGAUACAUCUGAAGAUGAUGACGCCGAUUACAAUGAUACGGAAUUGGCAAAUCAAGAUGAUGAUGGUGAUGAUGAUGAUGAUGAUGUUAAUGAAUCAACCACUACUACUACUACUUCAACCUCAACAAACAACAAUAACAAUACAAAUAAUAAUAAUAAUAAUAAUAUCAAUGGACAAACAACUGGAACAACAAAUUCAGUGGAAUCGUCAUAUUGUGUCGAUGGACAACCGAUUUUCAUUCACCCACUGAAUAUGAAUAUGCUUUGGAGAGAAGCAUCACUCAAGGGUGCCGCUGCUACACCCACCUCUGUGCUACCGGCGAUUCUCAAGUCAAAGGUUUUGGAGAUUGAGCCAUAUGAAAUCACCAAGAAAUCGAGACAUAUCUAUAAAUCGCUGAAUCUGCUGGCACUGACCACCUCGGUUUGGUUCAUAGAGAUCGACCUUGCCAAUGUCGUGAGCAAAGCGGUACUCGACGAGUUUGCAUCGGAGCUAAAGAAGCGACGCGAUGCAAGAAACUCAAAGAAGCGACAGGAAACCAGAAAGGAGAAGAAAAAGGAAUUGGAGAGAGAGCACGAUAUCAAGCGAUCCAAAGAGAUCAAAGAACAGUACGAAAAGACACAGGAGGAGGAACGCGAGCGAAAGCGAAUCGAAAAGGAACAGCAAGACGCUGAAGAGGCCGAGCGACUAAAGAACGAGCCAUUCAACCCAAACAAGCCCAAGCCAAAUUCAUUUAUAAACGCAAUCAACAAAUACAAAUGUCCAGAGGAGGAAUUUAAAUUCUCACUAAGUGACUCAAAUACCAAGAAAAAUAGACAUAGAAGAUAG